Messenger RNA from Schistocerca nitens (vagrant locust), 744 nucleotides. Its product is annotated as translation initiation factor IF-2-like. The record is from RefSeq and is a predicted model, not a curated record. The transcript has 5 exons. Lineage: Eukaryota; Metazoa; Arthropoda; Insecta; Orthoptera; Acrididae. The coding region runs from base 1 to 744 and encodes 247 amino acids.
AUGCGCACGGAGCGUCCGCCACUGCCACAGGGUGAGCCAGCCUCCGGUCCGCCCGUGCCUCGUGGCGACGCCGGCCGGCAACCAGGGCGUGUUGUUCCGCUGGCGGGCCGCCGCCCGUGGGCCGCACUCAACAGGAAAGCAGCUUCAUCUGAUAUUGAGACGGAGAGCGCAGGUUGGUGGCUGCUGGCUGGGUCGGCCUGGGUGCCCGGGCUGGGCCGGGCCAGGGACCGGUCGGCCGCGCGCAUGCGCUGUGGCCUGGUGGGAAGGGGCGGGGGAGUGACGAGGAGGGGCAGGGCGGGGCGGGUCGAGCCGGCGCUGGCAGUGCCGCUGCAGGCGCGCCAGGGAGCAGGACGGAUGAGCGGCUGCGUGGGCCGCGGGGGCGGCGGCGGUAGGCGGCCGGGCCAGGGGGCGGGCCGGUGGCAGUGUGGCGGCUCGGGGGCGGCGCAGCAGCCCGGCGGGGGCGGCGGCGCGCACUGCGGGCUGUGCUCGGCGCUGGGGCAGCUGGUGCGGCGCGCCAUGUGCCUGGGCGGCGACGCGGGGGGCAGCCGCCGCGGCUCGGAGGAUCGUGGCAGUGAUGGAAACGCUCAGUGGCAGCUAUCGACGCCGCCUGAGCACCUUGAGGGAGCUGUCCCCCCUCCCUGCUCCCAGCCCGCCAUAAAGGCGUCCUAUCGAUCGCCUCCGGCCGCCGUGAGCUUCGGCUGGCGGCUGCGAGGGACAGAUGGUGGCCGCCUCGCUGCUUUCUGA